Messenger RNA from Cydia splendana, 2031 nucleotides. RefSeq lists its product as uncharacterized. The coding region runs from base 112 to 750 and encodes 212 amino acids. Gene Ontology annotation, cellular component: mitochondrion. The record is from RefSeq and is a predicted model, not a curated record. The transcript has a single exon. Gene Ontology annotation, biological process: piRNA processing. NCBI's taxonomy places the organism in Eukaryota, Metazoa, Arthropoda, Insecta, Lepidoptera, Tortricidae. Gene Ontology annotation, molecular function: RNA endonuclease activity producing 5'-phosphomonoesters, hydrolytic mechanism.
CGUGUUUAUUUAUUUUCUAUAGAUUCGGCAAACCGGUAGGCAAAUAUAAUUGCUGAUGCUGUUUCUUCUUCAAAAGAUAAAUACGGUAAAUGAACACGAUCCCAAAACAAAAUGACACCUUUGUUGAAGAUAAGCAAGUCUAUAUUCAUCUUUAUUGCACUUACUUUUGCUUCUAAAUGGGCAUACCUACAUUACUUUUACAAGAAGGAAAAGAAAAAAGCGCCAAAAGAAAUACACGAAGUUUUGAUGUUUUCUCAUGGACUCGGAGAGCUACAAAGAAGUAAAUAUUCAAGAUGCGUCGUUACACAGAGCAUGGACCGACUGUUAUAUUUUGUAAACUCCCCAAGAGACACGUUGGACAUAUGCAUGUACGUUUUGACUAAUCUGGAUUUGGCCCAGACAGUGUUAAAGCAGCAUUUGAAAGGAGUAAAAGUUCGUGUAAUAGUUGACGCUGACAUGGCGUAUGCUUCUGGUUCUCACAUAAGAAAAUUGGAGAAACAAGGUAUUCCUGUCAGGUGGAUGAAAUCAACAAAUCUUAUGCACCAUAAGUUCUCAUUGAUAGAUGCGUCGAACGAAAACCAAGCUGCUGUGCCGGUGGUGAUAAUGGGAUCUCUCAACUGGACCAAUCAAGCUUUGAGUGGCAACUGGGAAGAUGUUACGGUCACUUCACAAAGGGAAAUUGUUGACAAGUACAGACUGGAGUUUGAACGACUUUGGGUUCUAUUUAAACCAAUAGUAGAUAAGUAUUAAUGUCCCAUGCACAAACACAUUGCUAGUAGGGUCUGUGCGGAAAGAGAAGAGUUGUAGAAUGUAUGGGCUCCCCUACAUUUCACGACCCUUCUCCUUCCGUACAGACUCUAUUGUGGAAUUGUUGUGCUGGCAGAAUAUAUUCAAUUAUUAAAAAAAAUAGAAAUGUUAGAAAAACAAAGAAUAGAACUAUGCCAGUUUUUAAACACUUGACCCUGUGCGGCACUCUGACUGUAGGUUAUGAUUCUAUUACUUAUUAAGUACUAAAAUAGUUAUAAGUAAAUAAUAAUGUGUUCAAUGGGCAUUAAAUGUGUAUUAAAGUGCUAUUUUCUAAAAGGUGAUCAAUGAAACUCAACAUAUAAGUAUAUUAUCUAUCAAAAUAAUUGUAAGUCAUGUUAUAAAAUAUGUAUUAUUGUGAUGACUAGUUUCUUGUGAUUGAAGGUCUGUUGUGAUUUAAGAAAAUCUAUUAUUUUUACUGUUGUACUUUUGUAAGUUGCACAGUGGCGUUCAAAAGUGCAUGGAUAGAUGUCAACCAUAGUGCCUUAAUAUGACGGUUCUUAUUCUUUAUUCAGACAAACACUAGGUAUAGGUUUACAGCUGUAAACAUUGUUGAAACAUCUCCAUGCACUUUUGAACGCCAGUAUACAUCAAGUCCACUAAAGUAGUGUAGUAAAUUUUGUAAGUGCAUUUACAUACACACAUUUAUUACAUGAGUUUGCUUAUGUGAUAAUGCUGAUUAUAAUAGGGCAGAGGGCAUUUACAUUACCAUGACCUGCUAUCACAGAACACAUUAAUAAGGUAACCUUAUUGUGUAUUCCGUGCCUGCUAUCUUUAAAUGUGCUUAUUAUUAUGUUCCCUUAAUAUGACCCCUGAUAGACUGUUCAAUUUAUUACUUAAAUACGAGAGAGUCUGGCUAUAAUGCUCAGCAAAAUGUAUGGUACUAACCUACUAACAUUCUAAUUUCCCGUCUGAUUAAGAACCUUUUGGGGUCGGACCCGUGAAACUGCGUUUUUUUUAUUGGAAUAAUAUAAAUAUAAGUACCCAUAGUAGAAGAGCCGGCCGCAAAUUUUCUAACGGACUUGAUACCACGAUGAAAUGCACAAUGGUUUCCCAUAAAAGUGAUGCUAAGACCGAAUUCGAUAGUCUGCCACGGCGGAACUUGCCGAAAGUACGAAAAAGAAGGCCACUUCCGGUGCGAAAAAAGGGGGCUGAUUUAACCCAUCUGAUACCGAAAUAAUAGUAAUGGCAGCAGUUAGAAAUUUACAUGUAGACACAGAAAAGCGA